AUGGGAAAGCGCGCGCUUUUUCUUACGGCUCUCGGUGAUAAACAUUCGAAUGGAGAUCCUUCUAAUGCAAACCGAUUUUAUUUAGGCGACAACAACAACAUUGUGAUCUAUUUGCAGAUACAUGAUAGAAUCAAAAAGACCAAAAUUCAACAAAAUGACCAUCAACAACAACCCAUGACUAUGGACAUGCUCCGCCAGUUGUUCCUCGACAAGUUUGAUGACUCAAUGAUACCUGACACCCGCAUCAUCCAUAUACGUGAUCCGACAAGCGGCAUCUUUUAUGAGCUCGAAGACAUUCAAGACGUUGUACCCCAUUGUUUACUCUUGCUUCAAUCAUCAAAAGGCAUGCAAGUAUAA
This is a messenger RNA of Lichtheimia ornata, 357 nucleotides long. RefSeq lists its product as uncharacterized. Gene Ontology annotation, cellular component: cell tip; cytoplasm. Gene Ontology annotation, biological process: establishment of cell polarity. NCBI's taxonomy places the organism in Eukaryota, Fungi, Mucoromycota, Mucoromycetes, Mucorales, Lichtheimiaceae. The transcript has a single exon. The record is from RefSeq and is a predicted model, not a curated record. Bases 1 to 357 code for a protein of 118 amino acids.